GACGCACGCGCACACAUACAUGCACGCACAGACACACACACGAACACAGACACGCACAUACAUGCACGCACACACAGCCACACGCGCACACUCUAAACUAAACUUAAACACAUUACAUCUUUAAAUCCUGUGUCACGAUUUAAGUUGAUUUCGAGGUUGACGUUAAUAAAUAAUAGAAUCAGAUUGAAUAUUUAAUCACGUUGUAUUUAAACACAUAGUGAAUGGUUAAUGAUGUAGAAACGACAGAUUAUCAGCCUGUGUUUACGCACAGGGCGCUCGUGCCCUCUCACGGGUACUAGGCAACGGCUUCACGCGCUACCCUGAGGCGCUUUGUCAGUUAGCAUUAGCUUUAACUCCACAAAUGCACUUUAGUGUCGGAAUAAGCAGUUAUUUUUGAGGAAAUACACUAGGUUUAAUAAACAAAAUGUCUGUGUCGGUUGAGCAAGCAGCUGAGACUGUUUUAAGCUCCCAAACAGCAGGAAAUUCCCCUGAGUCUUGGGACCAAGACGACAGAAAGACAACAUUAGAUACUAAAAGUCCUCAGGUGAAGGAGAGAGAGGAGCUAAACAACAUGGAGGACGGUAAACUGACUGAAGAUGAAGUGUCUAAACAUCUCUCUACUUUGGGCCGCUCAGCUACAGGACUACAGCACGUCUACCUGUCCCUCUGUAUAUCUAGAAAAGGCUUGAAAAACGUGUCCAUUUUAUCCAGUUAUAUCCACCUUGAAAAACUUGAACUCCCCAACAACAAAAUAAAAGAUUUAUCCUGUGUGAGUCACAUGCCAUACCUUAUCAUACUCGAUGCUUCUCACAACCAAAUAUCCGACUUUUUUGGAUUCCAACCACCGAAAAAUCUCAAGGAAGCGGAUUUCUCUCACAACCGCAUAUCUUCGAUGAAGGAUUUGUCAGCCUACAGCUCUCUUCGCAAGCUAAUUCUAGAUUAUAACUCCAUCGGUGAAAUCCGGGGGCUGGAGAAGUGCAGCAGUCUGACUCACCUCAGUAUGGAGCACAACAAGAUCUUGCGUAUCGGCGGACUCAGAAAUCUGCCUCUCAGACAACUCUGCCUGAAAGGGAAUCUGAUCAAGAGAAUUGAGAAUUUACAAACACUCCGUAGUCUGCAGAUCCUGGACUUGUCCUCUAACAGAAUUCAAAGCCUGUCUGGUCUUCAAGACCUUCAUCUCCUGGGAAACAUCAAUCUUGAAAGCAAUAUGAUUGGUGAGAUCAAAGAGUGCACGCAUCUGCAAUACCUUCUGCUACUGAGAGAACUGAAUCUCAAGAGAAACCCAAUUCAAGAACAACCUGACUACAGACUGGCUGUGAUCUUCAUUCUCAAUCAUCUCACUCUUCUGGAUGAGCGACCUGUGAGUGUCGAGGAAAAGGUUUCUGCUGUGAACAAGUACGAUCCAUCUCUAGAGUCGGUGGCAGCCAGAGAUCACAUGACCCAUGUGAUGUACCAGUACAUGCAGCCGCAAGGCAUCUUCGACAGCACCCUGCCUAGUCUGGACACUCCAUACCCCAUGCUGGUCCUGACAGGGCCACAGGCGUGUGGAAAGCGAGAGCUGGCCCAUAAGCUUUGUCAUGAAUAUAGUGACUAUUUUGGUUAUGGAGCUUGCCACACCACCAGGGGGCCCUAUUUUGGGGAGGAAGAUGGCUGUGACUACCACUUCGUCCAGAAUGAAGAAUUUCAAAACUUGAUUCGUAUGGGUUACUUUGUGCAGACGAUGCAGUACGGAGGGAAUUGGUACGGGUUGUCUCGAGAGGCCAUCGAGAGCGUGGCCAGAGAGGGGCUAGCCUGCUGUGUUCAUAUGGAGCUGGAGGGUGUGUUUAGUCUGAAAACCUCGUACUUCGAGCCCAGAUACGUUUUGCUGCUCCCAACAAAAACCGACGACUACAUUUUACACAUGAAGGCCAGAGGCUUCUACACUAACGCCCAGAUAGAGAAAGCCGUGUCACGGAUCGACCUCUACGCCAAAAUCAACAGAGAACGGCCUGGCUUCUUCGACAGCGUGAUCCUCAGUGAUGAUCGCAAACAGGCUUACAGCGCACUGAAGCAGCUUAUAAAGGAGUACCUGGGUCUGGAGGACCAGGAGAAAGAAGGUGGACUGGGCAUUAAAGAUGAGCGUGGCGAAUCUACAGCGGCAAAGAUGAUAGAAGCCGACCCCACGGACGCCUACAGCCAGACUCACUACAGCAAAGUCCGAGCCAGGCUGCUGCCUCAGAAAACCUCAGCAGAACUGGCAUCUUUCCAUAGGAGACAGCAGAUGGUUCGAGAAGCCCUGGUGGGUAAGAUUCCCAGGGCUUACACACGGCUCUUUAAAAGAAAUGUUCAUGCAGCUCCAUCCUUACUGACCCCUCAUUCUCAGUCCGGUGACUGUAACGAGGACAGCAGCUCAGGGGAAUCCUGCACCAGUUCUGGCUUGUCCAGCUCAGCAGGGGUGCUGUCUGUGGGAAGCCCAGCUGAUGGCUUGGAUGCAGCGACAGCACCAAAGGUGGAGCCUCUGGAUGUCUCCAUGUUGGGGCAAAACCUGGAAACAAUUAAAGAUCACAUGGAGUCCGGUCUGAGCCCAGAUUCAUCACGCUCAGCUCCUGAGCCAGCGUCUCCAGGACGUCCGGGUUCCAACGCCAAACCCAUUCUUCCCCCCAUCCCACAGGGACGCAAGGCCACAGAAUCCGAAUCCAUGCAACAGCUGACAGGGCAGGCAGGACGGGUAGACGAGGGAUAACUGUAAGAGAGAGGAAAGGGGAGUAGGAAUGGUUUUAUGAAAGAGUCAAUUCUAAUAUUCAAUUCUGUAUAUUCUAAUAGAGGACAUUUAGUUCAGUGCAUUGUUAAACUCCUUCGGUCCUUCAUAGGUAGAACAUCAUGAAAGUAGUGAUGGAAAACCUCAAAGCAGCAUCUUCUCCUGUCUAGUGAGAUAAGGCAAGCAAAAUCUCUUGGCAUUUUUAAAUCUCAACUUAAAACUAAUUUUUUAGGGUAGCUUUUAACUGACUGAUUGUAAUUUUAUAUUGUGUUUAUUUUAUAGUCUAUUCUUGUUGCUUUAAUUUUAAUCUUUAUAUUAUGUGUAUUAUGUUUUGUUGUUUUAUUUGUUUUUGUAAAGCGCUUUGAGAUGUACUUUUAAAGGCGCUAUCGAAAG
This is a messenger RNA of Tachysurus fulvidraco (yellow catfish), 3130 nucleotides long. It is a transcript of the gene lrguk, whose product is annotated as leucine-rich repeats and guanylate kinase domain containing. Bases 425 to 2722 code for a protein of 765 amino acids. Lineage: Eukaryota; Metazoa; Chordata; Actinopteri; Siluriformes; Bagridae. The record is from RefSeq and is a predicted model, not a curated record. Gene Ontology annotation, cellular component: cytosol. Gene Ontology annotation, molecular function: protein binding; GMP kinase activity. The transcript has 20 exons.